UGAAUCAUCUUUACGCAACAAUUUAAUUCAGUUCAGUAACGAAAGAGUAGAACGCUUCAAACAUCAAUCGAUCGAUCGAUAUCUCGGAGGGAGAUAGGAAAGUUUUGAUGAAUCCAUUUUUGGCAACUCAUGACUUGCUCGACAAAGAAGUUCAACGAUAUAUUCAAGAUAUUUGCUAUAAACUGAGUAGUAGUCAAAAUGAGUUGGAUCGUUCAACGAUUUCACUUCCGAACUUUAUUUUGCUAAGUACAUUAUAUUUCUGCAGCUCCGGAUACAACGAAUAUGACUACCUACAAAACAGCAGGCUGCCCACAAUGUAUUUUCAGAAAUCUCUGCCCCGAUUGCCCAUUCCAAAACUAGAGGAUACGUGCAAACGAUAUCUAAAAGCUCAAGAGCCCAUUCUGUCUCCGGAAGACUUCAAAAAAACAUGUGAUAAUACUGCUGCAUUCCAAUCGAAGGAAGGCCCACAGUUACAAAAAAAACUUCUUGAAAUGGACUCGAGUAACAAGCACACGAGCUACAUAAGUGAGCCGUGGUUCGACAUGUACUUGAGGGAUCGCAAACCAUUGCCAAUUAAUUACAAUCCUUUCAUGAUUAUGGUGCAAGAAGAUAAUGCCAGUUAUAAUGAACCUCUUGUCAAGAUUACCAAUCUCUUGAUAUCAUCCGCUAGGUUCAUGAAUUCAUUGAGGGCCGGUAUCUUGAAGCCAGAGGUCUAUCAUAUGAAUCCCAAAAAAUCCGAUACUCCAUUUUUUCAGACGAUAACAGGACUUUUACCUUCGACCCUCGCAACUUAUGGAGCUUACUUGUUCAAGGCCUUCCCCCUGGACAUGUCUCAGUUCCCGUACCUCUUCGGAACGACACGAAUCCCUGAGAUCGAGAAGGAUAGGAUCUACAACAAUCCUACUUCGCGGCACGUGAUAAUAAUGCGAAGGGGUCAUUUCUAUUCGUUCAAUCUCCUGAACGAAAACGGGGGCAUUCGUUCCCCGGAGGAGAUAGCCUCAAGCGUCCGGUCAAUUCUGAACGAUACACGAGGGCCCAACGAAUGUCCGAUAGGGAUCCUGACAGCCACAGAACGUAAUCAGUGGGCUAGAAAUCGUCAACACCUUUUGAGUCUAGGUAACGAGGAAGUUCUCAGGGAAAUCGAUUCAGCGACUUUUGUUUUCGCUCUGGAUGACGACUCCCUGGAGGAAAAUCACAAUAAACUACUCCGGCACUUUUUGCAUUCUGAUGGGUCGAAUCGCUGGUUCGAUAAAUCUUUUUCAUUGAUCAUCAAUGGAAGGGGAUAUGCCGGAUUAAAUUUCGAACACUCGUGGGGGGAUGGAGUCGCUGUUCUACGAUAUUUUACAAACUUGAAAGCUGACAUAAAAUCAAACCCCAGUUUUCACCCUGAAGAUCAGUCGAAGCUCACCAAUCCAUCUCAGGACGUCAAAAGACUAGUCUUCAAGGUCGACGACGCCCUAAAAGCUUCAGUGAGCCGUGCUCUGAGAGAAUACCACCAUUGGGCCUAUGGAACCCUGUCUCUGGAUCACCAGAUCUCUGAGGUGUUCGGUAAGAAACAAUGUAAGGGCUUCGGGGUGAGUCCGGACGCCGUCAUGCAAGUGGCCUUUCAGUUGGCUCUCUACAAACUCGAGAAACGAUCUGUUCCUACCUACGAGUCGUGCAGCACCUCCGCCUUCAGACACGGUCGCACUGAGACCAUAAGGUCUUGCACGAGUCAGACAAAGGCCCUGUGCAAAGCCAUCGUCGAGAGUGGCUCCUCGAAAGUUAAUGACAAUGAAUUGAAGAAAUUAAUCGUUGAAUGCAGUAAAUCUCACAACGGUCUUACUAAAGAGGCUGCCAUGGGACAGGGAUUCGACAGGCAUUUGUUUGCCUUGAAGAAGGUUUGGGAGCAGAGCAAAGUGCGGGAAAGUCUGCCAGUGAUUUUUCAAGAUCCGGCUUAUGAUAGGAUAAAUAGGAAUAUCUUGUCGACCUCAACGCUGUCCAGUCCAGAUGUCCUGGGAGGUGGUUUUGGUCCUGUUGUGGAGAAUGGAUAUGGCAUUGGCUACAUGAUUCAGGACAAUCGCCUUGGGUCGGUUGUCACGUGCUACAAAAGCCACCGAGAUGCUACUGAAUUUAUUGAUCAUCUUGAAACAUCCUUUAAGGAUCUCCACAGAAUUUUAGAGAGCAAAUGAAUGGCUGUUGGGGAAGGAUGAGUGUACCUUCAAAGGGGGACUGUUUCCUUCUCAACGUUUAAUAAUCGUGCCAACUUGUGAUAUAUUUUUACAUAUCCGUUUUCCAUAUAAGAUAUUUUUUAUAUACUGUUAGGAUUCCAUGGAGUUUUGCAAUGUUUUAUUGAAGAAUGAAAACUAUAAAAAAAUUUUUUAAUCAA
This is a messenger RNA of Diachasmimorpha longicaudata, 2368 nucleotides long. RefSeq names its product carnitine O-palmitoyltransferase 2, mitochondrial-like. Gene Ontology annotation, molecular function: carnitine O-palmitoyltransferase activity. NCBI's taxonomy places the organism in Eukaryota, Metazoa, Arthropoda, Insecta, Hymenoptera, Braconidae. Gene Ontology annotation, biological process: fatty acid beta-oxidation. The record is from RefSeq and is a predicted model, not a curated record. The coding region runs from base 108 to 2171 and encodes 687 amino acids. Gene Ontology annotation, cellular component: mitochondrion. The transcript is spliced from 4 exons.